AUGCAGGUAGACACCUGCAAAUUUGCAGAAAGAAGAGCCAGAAAAAUGGCACCCAGAACCCCCAUGAAGCUCAAUCAAGCGACAUCGCGCCAUAAGAUUAUAGUUGGAAUUGAUUAUGGAACCACGUUUACAGGCAGUGAUGCCAAAGAUGUCAUCAUCAUUGGAACGUGGCCUGGUCCAUCAAGAGACUCUGAAACAGUCUUCAAGGCGCCUUCACGUAUUGCAUAUCCCCUCGAUAAUCCAGCAAACGAAACCAUUCGAUGGGGGUUUCAAGUUGAACCUGGCAUGACCACCUACUCUUGGACAAAGCUGCUAUUGGACCGGAACAUUGCACUUGGAGAGUUUGAUGACCCAACCCUUGAAGGGGCUUCAAAAACGGGAAUUUUGCAACUUCCUUUUGGCAAAUCCGCAGUGAGUGUUGUAGUAGACUUCCUUAAAGAGGUCCGAGCCCACGUAUUGAAAAUGAUUGAGAAGCAUAUCACGAAGGAGAUGCUUGGAAUCACUCCCAUUGAAUACUGGUUCACAGUGCCAGCGAUCUGGUCGGACCAGGCAAAAGCGCAAACAAAAGCGGCGGCCCAACGUGCAGGCUUUGCCUACAACAUUAAACGGCCUAAUGACCAAAUAUUCAUGGUCACCGAACCGGAGGCUGCGGCCAUUGCAGCUUUGAAUAAGACAGCCACAGAUGGCCUCGGAGCUUCCUUCAAGGUUGGUCACAAUGGUAUGUCAACCUUCACAGUUGAUAUGGAUACUAUCUCACAGCCCACAAAGGAUAUUACGACGUAUUUGAUCAACAAAGUUGACCCAAUUUUGUCUUUUGAAGAGCUUUGCACAGGAACCGACAGAAAUUUGUACAGACUUAUGUCUCGACGAUUUGGAAAAGCCUUUGAUAUGCUUCCUGCUAAAAAGAAAGGUCCAGGAAGCGAAUUUAUGAGAAAAUUCGAAAUUGUCAAGAAGGACUUCGGGUUUAACAUAGACGAAGACAAAAUUUAUGAGCUGCCGCUCAAUAUGAGGGCCAAUAAAGUGAAGUCUGAAUAUUUUGACGAUGAGGAACGCCUUGUCCUGCUUUCAAGCAAUGAUAUUCGACAGCUAUUUGACCCAGUCGUGGAUCAGGUCAUCGGGCUUGUUCGUAAGCAAAUGGAUGACGCCGAGGAAGCAGAAAGCGGUAUAAUUAAUCGAAUAAUCCUCGUCGGCGGGUUUGGUGAUUCUGAGUACCUCCGGGAGAAAAUGGAGAAGUCUUUCUUUGGCAUCACAAUCACUGUCCCAGAUAAUCCACAAACUGCUAUAGUUAAGGGAGCCGCACUUCGAGGGCUCUGGGGCCUUCAAGUAACAACAAAAAGAUGCCGUCGCCACUAUGGAUUUGAAUGGAGCAUACCAUUCCGCCGAGGUACCGACCAUGAGAGAAAUGCUCAUAUCGAUGAAUUCACAAGGAAAAAGAUGGUGGGUGGGGUCAUGAAAUGGAUGAUUUCCAAGGGAGAAAAAUAUACGGAAAAUCAUACACACACCGUUGAUUACACUCAGGUAUAUCAUUCUGGAAGUUCGAUGAUAAUUAGAUUCGUGCUCUUUUCAAGCGAUUCAAACGAAGCACCUGAACGGGUUGAACACACAAGUAUCAAAAAGGUCGGCACAAUCUGCGUGGACAUCACAGACAUUGACUUCAGCCUUUUUAAGAAGAAAGUAAUCGACGGAGUGCUUUCAUAUCAAGUUGAAUUCUCGGUGAAGGUCAUAUUCGGAGCUCAGGACGGUGUGUUGAAGUUUGAAACCACCUCACAGGGCAAAGUUGUUGGGAAGACAACCAUCGACUUCACAAAUACCAAGUACUAUUGA
Molecule: messenger RNA, 1824 nt
Organism: Trichophyton benhamiae CBS 112371
Lineage: Eukaryota; Fungi; Ascomycota; Eurotiomycetes; Onygenales; Arthrodermataceae
Product: HSP70 family protein
Exons: 9
Coding region: 1-1824 (607 amino acids)
Molecular function (GO): ATP binding; ATP-dependent protein folding chaperone
Source: RefSeq, a predicted model, not a curated record